AUGUUGAAAAAUACAGUCGAACUUUCAAAAUGCAUACUCUUAUUUCUGUUCCUCUCUGCUCUUUUCAUAUCUACCAAUGCUCAAAAACACUUAUCAUGUGCGGGCAGCCUCCAAAUACGUAAACCCCACGACCUCGAGGCUCUGCAAUCCUGUACAACAUAUAGAGGUGUAAUUUCCAUUAGCUCAUUAGCCAUCACCAAUUUGGCCUUCCCCAAUCUUCGAAAUCUGGACGGAAUCAUCUCCAUAAACAACAAUGAGAAUCUCCGUUACCUCUCCUUUCCACGCCUCAAAUCUGCCAUUCGCAUCUAUGUAGUUAAUCAGACCCUUCUCAACACGGUAGAAUUUCCUUCAAUACAAAAGGUAGUUUCAUUGACGUUCAGAAAGUUACCCCUUUUGACGAGUUUAAAUUUCCCGGCGAGAUUGAGUGAAAUAGAAAGCUUUGAGGCAACAGAUACAGGAAUAACGAAUUUAAACGGACUCGAUGUGAGAAGCGCGAAGGACUUGAAAAUCGCGGAAAAUCGCAAUUUAUUAAAUUUGAGGUUGCAGAAUUUGAGAGAUGCCGGUGAAUUUUUCUUUUCUGGAAACGGAAACGGGAGGAUCGAGGUUCCAAAUUUGGUUUCUUUAAGAGACUUAACCAUCCGAAAUGUAGGUUUCGCAGACCUUCCCAAGCUCGAGACCGUUUCUAACGACGUGGUUAUUAACGAAAAUUCUUUCAGUUCAUUUACCAUUCCAAAACUUUGUUCCAUCUCCGGAACGUUGACCGUCCACUCUAACGCUCUCGAAUCCUUUUGCUUCCCGGAACUCCAAAAUGUCGGAGGUGCUAUCUUGGUCUCCAGUAAUCUUAAUCUAAAUGUUAUUUCGGGGUUUCCUAAGCUCCGACAAGUCAACGAAGCUAUAGAUAUAACGGGAAGCUUCAGUGAAUUGAAGUUACCAGGGUUGCAAGAAGUACGCGGAGGACUGAAUGUUAUAUCAAGUUCCAAGAAGUUUUGGUGCAAAAAGCUAGAUCCGUUGAAAGACGUGGUCAAAGGGGAAAUUUUUGUGUGUAAAUCAGGAGUCAAAGAUCCAAAGGCAUUAUUUGCUGAAAAGAAAAAGACGGAGAUCAUGACGAGUAAUAAUGGCACAGUGAAUGGUAAUAAUAAUAUCAGUGCCACGAAUGCAGAAAAGACGAGUAAUGCAGAUGGAGUCAGCGUUAGAUUCGAAAGUUUGAUAUUGGGAUUUGUGGCAGUAUCUAUGAUGUUUUUGUCGUAG
Acaulospora morrowiae is the source of this 1248-nucleotide messenger RNA. NCBI's taxonomy places the organism in Eukaryota, Fungi, Glomeromycota, Glomeromycetes, Diversisporales, Acaulosporaceae. The record is from the annotation of a GenBank genome assembly.